Molecule: messenger RNA, 5222 nt
Organism: Acanthopagrus latus (yellowfin seabream)
Lineage: Eukaryota; Metazoa; Chordata; Actinopteri; Spariformes; Sparidae
Gene: eml1
Product: EMAP like 1
Exons: 25
Coding region: 741-3284 (847 amino acids)
Biological process (GO): microtubule cytoskeleton organization
Cellular component (GO): mitotic spindle
Molecular function (GO): microtubule binding
Source: RefSeq, a predicted model, not a curated record
UCGCAGAGGAGGAGGAUCUAUCUGACAGGCCCAGCCCCCUGCGCUAUGACUCGUCCACACUGUGUGACAGGGGAAGGCUGGGCUGUCCCGAGCUUUAUCUCAACACACACACACACACACUUGCACUCACUCACACACUCACAAACACACACACACACACACACAGUGACUGCCUGUGCCAGAGCCUGCCUGCGCUCUCAGCUCAAGCCCUCUUAAAGCUGUUUUUCUGCUGGAGAUCAGCGAGAGCUAACGACACACAGCUGCCUCUGCCGAAGACAGGAGGACAAGAGGAGAACGGAGGGAGGAGGGGAAUAAAAGAGGAGCAGGAGGGAGGAGAGGACGAGCACAGGGGGAAAACAAAACCACCAGCAGCCUCUUAACUUCUGUCUCUGCGUCUCUCCGGCAGUCCGGCACAGUCAUUCUUCAGCAGGGAGUGUGUUCCGCUCCAGUUCAGGACUUUUUUUUUUUUAAGAGGGGGUGGUUAAGAAGAAGAGGAGGAAGAAGAGGGGCUGGAGUUCACAUGACAUAAUCAGAGUGAAUGGGUUGCCAUGGUGACUCACCCAGGGAGCCUGACCCGUGCAGAGUGAAUGGAGGGAGCGCCUUGGACGCCAAGUGAACGAUAAACUAACGGAGGGGAGUCACCAGAGAGAGAGAGAGAGAGAGAGAGAGGAGAGGAGCGGAGAAGGAGAAGGAGCGGUGGAUAACAGAGGGAGUAGAGAGGAGCGGAGCAGAGGUUGAGAAUGGAGGACGGCUUUUCCAGCUACAGCAGCUUGUAUGACACCUCAUCACUGCUACAGUUCUGCAACGAUGACAGCGCGUCAGCGGCCAGCAGUAUGGAGGUGACCGACCGCAUCGCCUCCCUGGAGCAGAGGGUCCAGAUGCAGGAGGACGAGAUCCAGCUGCUUAAGUCUGCUCUGGCCGACGUGGUGCGCCGGCUCAACGCGUCUGAGGAGCAGCAGGCCAUGGGGUCACGCAGAGGACCCACCAAAGACCCCGCUUUGAUGAGAAAGUCUCCCUCAGCAGACAGCAAUGUUGGGAAGCCAGCCAGGCCAAUGAUCGCCACCCUGCCGUUACGGCCCACGGUGAACAACGGGACCAUCCUACCAAAGAAAGGCAGCGGGACUCUGCCCUCCCCAUCUGGAUCUGGAUCCAGGAAGGACAACAGCACACCAGCCAACAAGAGAUUUCUCUACCUGCCCCUCAGCACUGUGAGGCGAGCCAACUCAAACGAACAUGUCGGAACGCUUACGCGGAAAGAUUCAGGCGACAAGGGCAACCGCACCCGAGCGGGAUCCACCGGCAGCAACUCCAGUGGCAAAAGAAGUGACAGCAAACAGAGGGAUCCAGUGUUCAACGCAGGGAUGCGACGUGUGACCCACUGCAAAGAGGAAGGUUAUGUGAAAAUGUACUUGAAGGGUCGCCCCAUCACCAUGUUCAUGCCCAAAGACCAGGUGGACAGCUACUGCCUGGAGGCCAAAGCCGACCUGCCCAGCAAUAAACUCAAACUGGACUGGGUUUACGGCUACCGUGGUCGAGACUGUCGCUCCAACCUUUACUUGCUGCCCACUGGAGAGACGGUGUACUUCAUCGCCUCCGUGGUCGUCCUGUUCAAUGUGGACGAGCAGCUGCAGAGACACUACACCGGACACACAGAUGACAUCAAAUGCCUGGCCGUCCAUCCCGAUAAAAUCACCAUAGCAACUGGGCAGGUGGCAGGCACCUCUUCGGAUGGGAAACAGCUGGCUCCUCAUGUCCGUGUGUGGGACUCCGUCAGCCUCAACACACUCCACGUUCUGGGCACAGGCUUCUUUGACCGCGCCUUGGUCUGCCUGGCUUUUUCCAAGUCGAAUGGAGGAAACACAUUGUGUGUCGUAGACGACUCGAAUGACCACGUCCUCUCAGUUUGGGACUGGCAGAGAGAGGACAGACUGGCUGAGGUCAAGUGCUCCAACGAGUCGGUGUUCGCUGCAGACUUUCACCCAACAGACUGCAACGUCAUAGUGACCUGUGGCAAGUCUCAUCUCUAUUUCUGGAGCCUGGAGAAAGGCAUGCUGGUCAAGAAGCAAGGCCUGUUUGAGAAACAGGAGAAGCCCAAGUUUGUGUUGUGUGUGACCUUUGCAGAAAACGGAGAUGCCAUCACAGGAGACUCAAGUGGAAACAUCCUGGUGUGGGGAAAAGGCACUAAUCGCAUCAGCCACGUCAUCCAAGGGGCUCAUGAGGGCAGCAUCUUUGCUCUGUCCACGCUGAGGAACGGCACGCUGGUGUCCGGAGGGAAGGACCGCAGGCUCGUCUGCUGGGACAGCAGCUACCAGCAGAUACAAACAGUGGAGGUGCCUGAGCUGUUUGGUCCCAUCCGGACUAUAGCGGAGGGAAGAGGGGAGACCGUGCUCAUCGGGACCACCAAGAACUUUGUUUUGCAAGGAAGUCUGGAUGGAGAAUUCAUGCCCAUCACACAGGGUCACACAGAUGAGCUGUGGGGUCUGGCGGUCCACCCCUGGAAGCCUCAGUUCCUCUCAUGUGGAUACGACAGGCAGGUCUGUCUGUGGGACUCCAGUUCCCAUCAGCUCAUCUGGACCAAGAGUAUGGAGGAUUCUGCCCAAUCAGCAGGCUUCCACCCGUCUGGAGCUGUGGUCGCCAUUGGAACUCAGACUGGCAGGUGGCUGGUGCUGGACACUGACUCUAAGGAUCUCGUCACAGUGCACACAGAUGGGAAUGAACAGCUGUCUGUCAUGAGCUACGGGCCAGAUGGUAACUUCCUGGCCAUUGGCUCCCACGACAACUACAUCUAUAUCUAUGCUGUGGCAGAAAAUGGGAGGAAGUACAGCCGAGUGGGGAAAUGCUCGGGUCACUCUAGUUUCAUCACCCACCUGGACUGGUCAGUGGACUCUCAGUACCUGGUAUCAAAUUCAGGGGACUAUGAGAUUCUGUAUUGGAUCCCGUCAGUGUGUAAGCAGGUGGUCAGUGUGGAGACCACCAGAGAUAUCGAGUGGGCCACCUACACCUGCGCGCUGGGCUUCCAGGUGUUCGGCUUGUGGCCCGACGGCUCGGACGGCACCGACAUCAAUGCUGUCUGCAGGACCAACGAUAAGAGCCUCCUGGUCACUGGAGACGACUUUGGGAAGGUCCAUCUAUUCUCAUACCCCUGCUCACAGUUCAGGGCUCCCAGCCAUGCUUACGGCGGCCACAGCAGCCACGUGACCAACGUCACCUUCCUGCACAACGACAGCUACCUGGUGUCGACCGGAGGGAAGGACAUGAGCGUGAUGCAGUGGAGGAUAGUCUGAGGCAGAAACAGAUACUGUCGGUUUGGACUGAUGUCAGGGGACCUGAAACCCAGCUGAACUGAACUGAACUGAACUGAACUGAACUGAACUGCACUAAACUGAACCGAACCGAACCAAACAUAAAUUAACUCCAAUCCUAAAUACAACAAAGUGGAUCUGCCUGAACUGAAGUGAAUUGACAGAAGAGGAACCCGAGGUUUCUAUUCCUGAUCUGCUCUCAGACCCCGAUUGAGGUGAACUGUGGGAGGUGUAACGUGUUGUUGCGUGAAAUACAAAAGAAUCUUGAAUAUUUCUCCUUUUUUCUUUGAUCACACUACAUGUAAAAAGAAAAACAAAAUGAACAUUUUUCUCUUACGUACUGUAGCCUACUCACCAAUGAGACGAAACGAAUCAAACGGAUCAAAUCCAACUAAACAGAACCAAAGGCUCGGACUUUCUGAUUGCAUUUGUACAGUUUGGCUUUCACUGUUCUUGUGUUGUGUGAACUCCAGCCGCUGGACCGCGGAGGGUUCUUGACUGAAUAUCAUCAAGCCGGAGGAUCCAAGAGCAUCGGAACAAAAACUGUGUACGGAAAGAAAGAACAUAGUGAUUUUCUAAUUGUUAAACUUUCUUUUAUUUUGUAUUUAACAACUCAGGAAAGCACUAGUGAAGCAGGAAUCCUCCCUGUUGUUAUUAUUAACACUGACAUAUCAGAAAGAGCCCGAAACACAUCAAAACAUGCAGAGAGCCACAGUUGAUAUCACUGACCUACCAUUAUUGAUUCAUUUGCAUUGGAUAAUUGUGUAUGCAAACUACCUAAAGAGUCGAUGCAAAUGCUGAAUUUGGUGGACAUGAUAUUAAAAUAGAGCAAGGGCAAACAAAAAAUAACAUUAUCUGGAAUCAGAGUUAGGAUUUUAACCAUUUUCCACAAGAUUAUCUAAACAUGUUCUACGUUUUUUUUGUGCUUCCAGGUCUUUUUUUUUUUUAAAAAAAGGCACCUUUUCUAUUAUUUAUUGAGUCGAAUUCUUCACUGCCAAUUUCCCUUUUUCCUUUUGAGUUUUUUGCCAGAUGUGUAAAUGUACAGAGAGGCUUGAAUGAGUGGAAAAUGUGGGUGAAUACUCAGCUUUUGAAACCGUUUCUGAGAUUUGGGAUGAGUUGUUGCAUCUUUCCUUCUCUUUAACGCGCGGGGAAAAUGAAAUUCAAGCAUGAAGUGGUGUUUUUCAAUGAAUUAAAGCCUUUUCAGAUCUGUAUCUAGGAGGAAAAUGAGAUGAGACCAUUACACUGUAACUGUUUACGACUGAUGUGCACGUCAGUCACAGGCGAGAUAUUUAACUGACCUGAACCUUCUUGAGGUGUUUUUUUUUUUUUACUAUAAUUCAGCCUGAUAAACACACAGCAGGUAUCUUGACCUGCACAGUAGAAGAAGGAGAUCACCAUUUAGCACUUACUGUAGCUUUUCAUGAACCAAUGAUGUCUGCGUUCCACCUUCCAAGCUGCAUACGGUCCUUAAAUGCACCGUAUGCAGCUUGUCACUCUCUCAUCUCAUGGUUAACAGCAAACAAAUAUUACACAAAUCAUGCAUGAAUAUACAAAAUGUAUUUGAUUGGGGGUUCAGCAGAUAAGAGGCAUAUUGUUUGGAUUGUUGGAGUUGUCAUAUCAGGAAAACAAACAGUGAAAUCCUCUAACAGCAGUGAUAUGAAGUCACCACUCUUCAGGGUGAAUGUAACAUGAUUUGUCUUACCACUAAACACUCGGGGCUGCAGAAUACCAUUGAGCAUUUAACAUUUGUCUGAAAGUAAACGCAACAUGAAAUUACCUGAGUCGUGUCUCCUAUUUUCCACUUUAUGACAUUUUUUUGUAUGUUUCUGUUCAGUAUUACAUCUUUGUUAUAGGGGUAAGCAUCAGAAUCCCUAAGAAGUUCCUGUUUUGUUGACUGAAAAUAAAUUACUUGAGACUCGA